Messenger RNA from Schizophyllum commune H4-8, 1580 nucleotides. RefSeq lists its product as uncharacterized. Lineage: Eukaryota; Fungi; Basidiomycota; Agaricomycetes; Agaricales; Schizophyllaceae. The record is from RefSeq and is a predicted model, not a curated record. The transcript has 6 exons. The coding region runs from base 74 to 1534 and encodes 486 amino acids.
UACUCCGUGCGUCGAACAAUAGUGCUCUCUUGCUGGCAAGAUACAGCACUGUCACUCCCCCCACAAAGCAUCCAUGGCACCGCGGCGGUUCGUCACGCAGACGGCACAUAAAGACGCUAUUAGUCUUGCGUCGUCGCUUGCUUUCAAUAGCGGAAACCGGGAAGCGCCUUGGUACGGCGUGCAGAACCGCUACCUCUCGGACCUCCUCUCCGCGACUAUGACUCUUUUCCCCCAGUAUCGGAUAGAUCUACAUUCAUCCCUCUGGAAAAAGCCGUUGAAGGCCUCCUCCGCGCCGAAUUCUGCCGCGCCGGCGUCUGCCCCGACUUCAACCGCCGCGCCACCCGCUGCGCCCGACCCUGUGUCGACGAUCCCCGACUCGUCCACUGCGGAUGCUUCCGAGCCUGAAGUCGUGGACUUGCACUUGGACGACAACUCGGAUCCUGAAGAACUGGAUGCUAUGACAGUCGAUACGCAUGAGACGGACGAAAGUGAGGACGAGCACAUCAGAGCCCGCGCGAUCGCUGCGCUCGAUAGCGAGGAGGUUCAGGCCGAGACUGUGGAUGAGGUGGAUGCGUCAGACGGCUCUACCGACGACGAGGAUGAGGAUGAGGAUGAGAAUGAGGACGAGGACGAGGACGAUGGGGAGAGGGCAGUCGACGUCGACGCGGAUGAUGAGGGUGAUUGGGAAGACGUUGACGACGAUUUCGAAGGCGAGCACGGCAAUGAACAGCGUGGAGCACAAGAAGAUGGCGUGGAUGAGCCUGAAGACGAAGAUGCUCGUGCCCCGGCGCAUACCUCUGUGCCUGUGGUACAUGGACCUCAGCUCAGGUAUCGUGCCAGUCGAGCUCAAGCUUCGGGCCAGACGGCCGCCGAUGAGACUGACACGUCAAGUCCUGUCCGUCGAGCCUCUCACCAGUACACGAGCCCGUUCCCCGACGACAAGUCUGAUACCAGCAGGAAGACCGACAAGGACAAGAAGGGCUUCCAUCGAAAGCCCGACUUCUGCAUCACACACACCAUCAGCGCCAACAUGCGCUCCACGCCUGCUGAUGGUGAGGACGCUGAGCUGCAUGCAGUCAGGUUUGAGAUCCACUGCGGUCGCCAGACACAGCAUCGAUGCAUCAUCCUCAUCGAAGAGGACAAGCGGGCCCCAAGCCGCAAGCUGACUGGCCGUCAGCGAGCAAUGAAAGUGAAGCGAGAGCUCUCGAGUGCCACGUUCCAGCUCAUCACUUACAUGUCUGCCUACUUCUACGCCGUGCCACAUUCCCCCGGGGUGAUUGGUCGGGUCACCUCCGGUAUACACUGGAAAUGGCUGCUGGUCAAGCCAAAGGAUGUGCCGAAGUAUGAUCCGAUUGCGCGAGCGCCGAGGAGGGAUCCUCCUAACGAAACCUUGCACGAUUUACUGAUCAAGCAGUACUCCAACGCGCCUACGUAUCACCUAGGAUCCAACAUAUCCGACACGGCUCUGAACGAUAUGAGGACCAAGCUGUACACACUAGCUAGAGAUUGCACGAAGGCGCAUGAAAACAAAUAGCCAUGUACUGUAUAUACGUUCCGCCAAAACAUAUUGUUGCGAGCUA